GAUUGGGCAAAGCAGUCAUUGAAAGAGAGGCUGUUGAAGAAUCAUGACGAAGCACUUGGAGAUCAUCAAUUUGUCAUUUUUGCUGGAACAUGAAAGGGAGACAAUAUUGGGAGUAUUGAAGAGAGAUGAGUAUCUGAAAAAAGUUGAAGAUAAAAGGAUAAGGAAAUUGAAAAAUGAGCUUCUGGAAGCGCGAAGGAAAGGUGGAAACCGUCAUUGUCAACAGGAGAACAGCAGGAUCUGUGUUCGCUGUCAGAAAGGCCUGGGCUUAAUCUUUGACAGAGGAGACGUGUGCCAAACCUGCAGACUUCGAGUUUGCAAUAAGUGCCGUGUCAUGGGAACUGAUGGGCAGUGGAAGUGCUCGGUGUGUGCCAAGAUUGCACAGCUACGGAUAGUGACAGGAGAAUGGUUUUUUGAAGAGAGAGCAAAGCGCUUCAAACCAUCAAAUCUUGGAACCGAUGUUGUCAGACAGUCUAUCCUACGCAAAUUCCCAGAUACAGUUUCCAGUAAGGAUGAAGGAAGAACACUUAAAGAUCAACCCCAAGAGAUUGAAGAAAAAAGGCCAGAUGUUUCAGUCCCCUCCACGAAUGGGCAUAAAUCAGUCUUCUGCGGACCUAGAAAGAUAGGGAAGGUAAUUAGGGCGGCUACCAAAGGAGAAAUUAGAAAUGCAAAAGAUGAAGGUGAAAGGAACACAAGCUUAGAAGCUGAAACCCAAAGUCUGCGCAGUGGCAAGUCGACACCGUGCUCUGAGAGAGGGAGCACUCUUUCGCUGAACAGCAGCAACACAGAGGCCACCGUGGGCCAUCUGAAAGGGGCCGUGGGUCCUGUGAACAGAGGCAAUGCUUCCGUACCUUCCCUCCCGAGGUCUCCGGCACUGAGCACACGCAGCAUGACCGCGGAUUAUGGCAGGGACACUGUCUUAGAAAACGGCAUGAUUAUUCCAGCGAGUGAAAGUGUACCUGAAGAUUUAGUGAAGAGGCACUGUAGGAAAGCAUCUGGAACACCUUCCAUUGCAGUUUCUAGGGUAUCUUUGUCUUCAGAUCGUAGCCGAUCUGAGAUAGAUUUGAGUGAAUCUUUCUCUGAAGGCAACGAGGAUACUCUGAGCAUAAGAAGUAAAUCUGUACCUAGUGCCUUAGAUCAGGAACUGGAUUAUCUGGAUGAAACAGAAGAAGAUAUUGAUGACAUAGUGGCCUCUCGUUAUUCAAGGAAACACGGACGUUUGACAAGUGGAUUAUCAACAAACUCCCCAGAAGGCUCUGACAGAAAAUGGACGUAUUUAAAUGUGCCUGAAACAGACGGUGAUACUACUAGCAUUAACAGCAUGCUGAGUGUAUAUAGUGAAACUGGUGACUAUGGCAACGUGAAGGUCAGUGGCGAAAUCCUUCUCAACAUCAACUACAGCUACAAAACAGGUGCCCUCAACAUCCUGGUAAAAAGUUGCAGAAACCUGGCCGUUGCAGAUGAGAAGAAGCAAAGGACCGAUCCAUACGUCAAAGCGUACCUUCUGCCUGAUACAUCCCGCCAAAGUAAACGCAAGACCAAAAUUAAAAGUAACAGCACCAAUCCCGAAUUUAAUGAAACGCUGAAGUAUGUCAUCAGUCACACACAGCUAGAAACCAGGACCCUGCAGCUCACUGUCUGGCACUACGACAGAUUUGGACACAACAGCUUCCUUGGGGAGGUGGAAAUUCCAUUUGAUUCCUGGAACUUUGAAAAUCAGAGGGAUGAGUGGUUUGUGCUCCAGCCCAAGGUGGAGGUUGUGACAGAUGUUGGACUUCAGUAUAAAGGAGAACUGACAGUUGUUUUACGUUACAUUCCCCCAGACAGAAACCUAAUGCUUCCUCUGGGGCAGUUUCAAGGAAAGAAGAGCUUUAAAAAGGGAAAAAAGGGAGACUCUCACAUGCCAUAUGGAGGUAUAUUAGAAGUCCUCAUCAAAGAAGCGAAGAAUUUAACAGCGGUGAAAUCAGGAGGCACUUCUGACACCUUUGUGAAAGGAUACCUUCUCCCAGAUGACAGCAAAGCUACAAAACACAAAACUCCCAUAAUAAAAAAGAGCGUGAACCCCCAAUGGAAUCACACCUUUGCUUUCAGUGGCUUGAAUUCAAGGGAUAUACGUAACGUCUGCCUAGAACUGACUGUGUGGGACAAGGAGUCCCUCUCCAGUAAUAUUUUUUUGGGAGGUGUCCGUUUGAAUGUUGGAAAUGGUGUGAGUAAUGGCAAGGAGGUUGACUGGAUGGACUCUCAGGGGGAAGAGCAGCACCUCUGGCAGAAGAUGAUUGACAGUCCUGGAGCUCCUGUGGAGGGGAUAUUAAUGCUGAGAUCCAGCAUGGGAAAACGCAGACUCUAAAAGACUUUUAACGACUGAGGGGUACCAUGGGUACUCCUGACUUCAGUGAU
Molecule: messenger RNA, 2394 nt
Organism: Egretta garzetta (little egret)
Lineage: Eukaryota; Metazoa; Chordata; Aves; Pelecaniformes; Ardeidae
Gene: SYTL5
Product: synaptotagmin like 5
Exons: 17
Coding region: 44-2344 (766 amino acids)
Biological process (GO): intracellular protein transport; exocytosis
Cellular component (GO): exocytic vesicle; plasma membrane
Molecular function (GO): phospholipid binding; neurexin family protein binding; small GTPase binding
Source: RefSeq, a predicted model, not a curated record